Pyricularia pennisetigena is the source of this 1122-nucleotide messenger RNA. RefSeq lists its product as uncharacterized. NCBI's taxonomy places the organism in Eukaryota, Fungi, Ascomycota, Sordariomycetes, Magnaporthales, Pyriculariaceae. The coding region runs from base 1 to 1122 and encodes 373 amino acids. Gene Ontology annotation, molecular function: alternative oxidase activity. The transcript is spliced from 3 exons. The record is from RefSeq and is a predicted model, not a curated record. Gene Ontology annotation, biological process: alternative respiration. Gene Ontology annotation, cellular component: mitochondrion.
AUGCUUGUUCAUCAGGUCAACACUAAGCUUUGCUCAGCAAAGCAGUUCACACACCUUGCCAAAGUGGUGACGCCGGCCCUGUCCCACCAGGCCUGUUGUUCUGUAUACUCGGCAAACUUGCCUCGCCUGGCCGCUUCGCCUCGCCUUUUCUCGACCACGAGCUCCGCGCAGCUCCGGGACUUUUUCCCAGUCAAGGAGACAGAACAUAUCCGCCAGACACCACCCACAUGGCCGCACCACGGCCUGACGGAGAAGGAGAUGGUGGAUGUCGUCCCCGGCCACCGAAAACCUAGGACUCUCGGCGACAAGUUUGCCUGGGGUUUGGUUCGGAUAUCUCGCUGGGGCAUGGACAAAGUCUCAGGCCUCUCGUCGGAGCAGCAGCAAAUCAACAAGGGCAGCCCGACAACGUCAAUCGUGGCAGCCAAGCCCCUGACCGAAGCACAAUGGCUCAGCCGCUUCAUCUUCCUCGAGUCCAUCGCGGCCGUUCCGGGCAUGGUGGCCGGCAUGCUGCGACACCUCCACUCGCUCCGGCGCCUGAAGCGCGACAAUGGCUGGAUCGAGACGCUGCUCGAGGAGGCGUAUAACGAGCGCAUGCACCUCCUGACCUUCCUCAAGAUGUGCGAGCCGGGCUGGCUCAUGAAGAUACUCAUCAUCGGCGCGCAGGGCGUCUACUUCAACGCCAUGUUCAUCGCGUACCUCGUCAGCCCCAAGAUUUGUCACCGUUUCGUCGGGUAUCUCGAAGAGGAGGCCGUGCAUACAUACACCAGGAGCAUAGAAGAACUGGAGAGAGGGUGCCUGCCCAAGUGGUCCGAUCCAAAGUUCCAGGUUCCAGAAAUUGCUGUGUCGUACUGGCGCAUGCCCGAGGGCCACAGGACGAUGCGAGACCUGUUGUUGUAUAUCCGAGCCGAUGAGGCGAACCAUCGUGGUGUCCAUCACACCCUCAGCAAUCUAAACCAAGUUGAGGACCCCAACCCGUUCGUCAGCGACUAUAAAGGGAACAAGCCGCGGCCUAUUGCGGCCUCACGCCCAGAAGGGUUUGAGCGGGAGGAGGUUAUUGGCAGAGAAGUUAUCGAAAAGGAUGUUGUGGAGAAGGAGGUUAUUGGAAAGGAGGUUUCCGUUUGA